Caenorhabditis remanei is the source of this 2835-nucleotide messenger RNA. RefSeq lists its product as uncharacterized. The transcript has 8 exons. Gene Ontology annotation, molecular function: RNA helicase activity; ATP binding; nucleic acid binding. The coding region runs from base 1 to 2835 and encodes 944 amino acids. NCBI's taxonomy places the organism in Eukaryota, Metazoa, Nematoda, Chromadorea, Rhabditida, Rhabditidae. The record is from RefSeq and is a predicted model, not a curated record.
AUGGAGUUCACCGAGGUAAUCGAGGUAUUAGACCGUGGCAGUUCUAUAGAUGUCCAAUCGAAGCACACAUUUGAGUCUCUUAUGAUCGGCCAGAAGACGUUGGAACGACUCAAAGCCGCCCAAUUCGACCGCCCAUCUCCAGUUCAGGCGAAAGCGAUUCCAGUCGGAUUGUUGGGAAGAGAUAUGUUGGUUCAAGCCAAAUCGGGAACUGGAAAAACACUCGUUUUCUCAGUUUUGGCAGUCGAAAAUCUGGAUUUGAGAGCUUCUUAUGUACAGAAGAUCGUCAUAACGCCGACUAGAGAAAUAUCCACCCAGAUCAAGGAGACGAUGCGAAAAGUCGCACCGCCUGGAGCAAGAACUUCUGUCUACGUUGGCGGUUGCGGUCACAAACUCAACAUGAUCGAUCUGAAGAAGACUCGUCCCCAAAUCGUCAUCGGAACACCGGGACGCAUAGCUCAGCUUUUGAAACUGGGAGCCAUGGAUUUAUCCCAUGUCGACUUUUUCGUGCUCGACGAGGCCGACAAAUUGAUGGAUGAUGUGUUCCGAGAUGAUAUAAACAUCAUCAUCAACUCACUCCCACCAAUCCGCCAAGUCGCCGUAUUUUCGGCCACUUAUCCGCGAAAUCUCGAUAAUUUAUUGUCGACAUUUCUUAGAGAUGCGGCACUUGUUCGGUUCAAUGCAGACGACGUCCAACUCAUUGGAAUCAAACAAUACGUCGUCACAAAAUGUUCGCCAAUGUUGGAAAAGUUGACGCAUGUGCUGAAAUCGAUUCGAUAUGUUCAGGCAUUGGUGUUCUGUGAUCAGAUUGCAAAAUGCGAGCCCAUCGCUUCCCAUCUGAAAUCCGAAGGCCUCGACGUCACCUUCGUCUCCAGUGCAAUGUCUCAAAAGGACCGCCAACUCGCAGUCGAUCAACUCCGCGCGAAACGUGUCAAAAUCCUCGUUUCCUCCGAUCUAACAGCACGUGGAAUCGACGCGGAUAACGUGAAUCUGGUGGUUAACGUGGACGCAGCUGCCAACGAGGAGACGUAUUUCCACAGAAUCGGACGGGCGGCUCGAUUCGGAGCACACGGAGCGGCGGUGACUCUGUUGGAAGAUGAGAAGGCGUUGAAGUGUUUUACGGCACUGGCGUAUCGUGGAAAAGUAACAGUGAAACGAGUGGCGAGAGUAGAGAAUUUGCCAAGUGAUUUGGCGAAAAAUGUGGAUUUCUGGAUGGAUCUCCCGUUUUUUAUUGAUUUCGAGGAGAAAUCAAAAGUGAUCAAGGGACCGAAUGACUUGGAGAAAGUUCCCGAAAGAAAAGAAGCAGUGGAAGCGCUUCAGAGAGAAAGAGGAGAUUCUGGAGCCUCGCAGUAUAAAUAUGAUAGAAAUGGAAUGUUGGCGAUGAGAUUGGAAUCGCAACCCACGUCGUCUGAAUCGCAGACGAGUCAAGUAGAGAAGAACUCAGUAAAGGAGCAAGAUUCUCCAGAAGAGAUCACCAAAAAAGUAGAAGAAAUGAGUAUAGAAGAGAAAAAACAAGAUGAGGAGCCAGUUGUGGCACCGAAAAAGACGUUUAAAGAACGUCUGGCAGAGCUGAAACAAGCGAAAAAGGAUGAGAAAAAGGAGAUGAAUGAAACACCGAAAGUUGUGGAAAAGACUAAGUUUAAAUUCGUCCCCACUCGCGAGAAGGCCAAAAAGAAGUAUUACAUGCGUGGAGAGCUCCAACACAUCCGUGACGCCUUCACUGAUGAGCAAUGGCGUGCUUAUGCUGAAUCAAAGUUCGAUUUUAGUCAGGAGCCGUUCCUGGAUGCGUUUGGAUUCAGAGCGAGACGUGGAUCUUCGCCGAGAAUCGAGAAUGGAACGGGGGAUUCUGCGGGACCGUCGACAUCGACGUCUUCUGGAAAAGUCAAGAAAACUGGUCGAAAAUCGCCCGAGAACUCAUCAAAAUCAUCUGAAAAAAGCGAGAGUAAAGCGUUAAACAUUAUCAAAUACAGCCGCUACGAUAUGAAGAAAAUCCAAAAAGAAGUGCCAAAAAAUCAAUGGCUUCCAUAUGUAAAAUCGAAAUGGGACACUUCUGAUGAGCCAUGGGAACUCGAUCCAUCGAUGAGAUGUCCGUUCGAAGAACGACUCCGACGAAUUCGUCAAAAAGAGAAGAACGAGAGAAAGAAAGUGAUAGAAGAGCGAAAACGACAGAGAGAUGAGGAUCGGAGUGAACUUGUUUCAUUUGGAACGAUGACUCCUCGUCAUGAGAUUAAGGAUACAAGUUGGGAGGGUUAUAAGGCGAGAUUGAGGAAAGAUUUUGCUGAAAAGACGGCUAAGAGAAAGCAGGAUGAGCUGGAGGGAAAGCCGAGAAGUUUGACGAGAAUCGGACCGGUGGUCCCUGCUCGUGAUCCCCCUCACAUCUACCGUUACCGUCUGGAUAUGUACACACGACGUCUCGCUGAACAAGACGCCUGGUUGAUGCAAGAGACACGACUUCAAGAUGGAAAAAUUGCAGACGCUGGAAUUCAGACGGCGAUUCGAGAACUGGCGGAGCUCAGUUGUCAAACCGAUCCGAUCAAAUUCGAGCAGGAUUCAGAAGAUGUUGAAAAUAAAGAAGACGUUGACGAUGAGGAGUACGAGUAUUAUGACGAAGAAGAAGAGGAUGAGGGAGAAGAGUAUUACGAAGAAGAAAUCGAGAAAGACGAAUUCGAUCCAUUUGGGAUUCCGUCGUAUGAACAAGAACUCCGACGACAUUUUGGAGAUUCGCCUCAACAAGUUCCAUAUUGUGAAGUCGCUCAGGAAUACCUGGAUUAUAUGAAUUCGUUCCCGAGACCCCCACCACGAGUCGAUCCGAAUGAUCCGAGAUACUUUUUGAAAUAG